Molecule: messenger RNA, 5352 nt
Organism: Diatraea saccharalis (sugarcane borer)
Lineage: Eukaryota; Metazoa; Arthropoda; Insecta; Lepidoptera; Crambidae
Source: the annotation of a GenBank genome assembly
AUGGAAGACAAAUUAGAAAAUGAGAUAAAUCUUCAGGAGGACAAAGAAUCUAGGGUCAGAAAAGAGACAGAGGUCAAUAUUCCAAAUCAGAAAGCUAAAGAGGAAAAAUGCUUAAAACAGGAAAAUGCUGGAACAGAUCAAAUUAAGAUAGAGGGAAUGGAGCAAGAAAAUGAGUUCGCAGAAGAAAAGGAUGAAAGCAAGAAUAGAGGAAGAAAAGGAAAAGACGAACAAAAAUAUUUUAUUGAAAAACCAAAAACUAAAGAGGAAAUUAGUGUAAAACAAACCGUUACUGGGACGGAAAACGAAGAGAAAAGAAAAGUACAAAAAGACAAGAAAACUAAAGAAGAAAAAUUAGGCAAAGGAAAAAGUAAACACAUGAAAGACAAACUUGAACAAAAAGUAGAAGUUAAUCAUGAGGCAGAGAAAAAUAAUCAGGAAGACAAAGCAAUGGGAUUUGACCUACAAGACGACUAUAGUAUAGAUAAGAAAGCAUCAAAAACGCGGCGGCAAAGGGAUACAGACAAUGUUUCGAUGAAAAUACCAGAUAUGAAUGAAUUUUCUUUGGAAAAUGUAAAAAUUAAUUCAGCUGCUCAGCAAGAAACUACACAGCAUUAUAUCAAAGAGUAUCAUUAUGAACCUACGGGGCGACACAAAUCAGAUGAUAGUGAAAAACCUAGAUUCAUUGAUCACAGUCAUCGAGAUUAUACAAUGGAAUUCGUUAGACCUUCAGGAUAUAGAGAAAGAUCUUUUGGUGUCGAUAAUAUUGUAACUGAUAGAGAAAACAUUGGCAAAAGUCCAGCUAUUUACAAAGCGGGCGCACUUAAGUUAGAUGCGCAACUACGAUCCUCACUGCCCCCACUAUCCAGUCCCAUCACUAAAAACAGUGAAUCUUCAGAACGUAGGUCAGAAACGAGACUGCGAUCGAAAGCUUUGAGUGAGGCUAGAAGUAUUAUGUCUGAGAAAAGAAGUAGUGGUGUGCGUGAUAUUAAGAGAAAGCCGGUAUUCUCCACUUAUCUCACAGAUCGAACUGCAGUAGAAGGAUCUAGGGUCAAGUUAACUUGUAGUGUGUUGUCAUCAACUGAUCCAAUAGUAACUUGGUACAGAAAUGGUGUGCCUUUAGACGACAAACUGAAGUAUAAGACUAAAAUAAUGAACGGAUUGAUUACUCUGGAGGUCCUUAAUGCAGUUCCUAGAGAUUCUGCUGAAUACACUUGUACUGUUGAGAAUGAAAAUGGCACCGUGAAUACCUCAGCUAAUCUCAAAGUUUAUCCCAGCUUCGAAGCAUCUCCUAUACCACCUACAUUCACCCGUUCUAUUCGCGAUACUUAUCAUUUGGCUGAAAACGAGUUAGUUCUGGAGUGUCGCAUUCGAGGUCAGCCUCUUCCUACUAUAACUUGGAUGAAGAAUGACAAGCCAGUGAGCUCCGACGACAGGUUCCAAGCUUAUUAUCUGGCAGACGGUGUGUGCAGAUUAGCUAUCUCUCACCCCACACCAGAAGACAGCGGGAAGUAUACAUGCAAAGCUGAAAACUCUGUUUGGUCAGAUCAAAUCACUCACGUUGUCAACUUUACGGGAAAAGAACGCCGCCUCAGUCCAAACUUAACGACUGUCGAAAAAUCUCGCCAGUCACGUCAUAUAUUUGAAUCUCGAAAACCACACUUCGGCAACGUCCUGAGCGAUUACAAAGUCACAAGCGGUGGUACGAUUGGACUUCAAGUCGAAAUCCAAGGAUCACCGACUAGAGUGGAGUGGUUACGGGAAGGUCGUUCUGUGACCGCCGUCUAUUCAAACGCAAGGACAAUGGUUGAACACGGACUGUACACCCUCGCUCUGUCUGAUGUCACCGAAAAAGACUCCGGAAUGUUUACAUGUAGAGCAUUCAGCAGUCACGGUAUUGUCGAUAUGAACGCUGCAAUUACCGUGGUCCAACCCGGUGAGUUAUCCGGUAAGCCUGCUAUUAUAGUAGGAAGACCCGAGAAAGAAGUUCAAAUAUCUAUCGGCGAAGACCUCAAUAUAUCGUUUAGGGUUCAAGGGGAACCUAAACCGAAGGUGAUCUUCAUGAAAGGUAUCCGGGACAUCACGAACAGUCAGCGUGUCUGUAAGAUGACUUUAGACGAUUACGUGAAGUUUAGCGUGAAGAGAUCCGUCAUAUCAGAUGCUGGCACAUACUGCAUUCUAGCGAGAAAUGCCUACGGCUGCGAUAGAGCUUUCGUAACUGUCAUGAUAAGACAGAGAGCAUCCUCCGAUAACUUAAUAUCAGACUGGACAUAUCCGAGUGAUGAUGCAAUCUUAAAUGUUACCGAGAGGAAAUACAAAUCUGUGCCUGAACGCAUCCCGGGCGAACCGACGGUCGUGGACGGGGGAAAUAAGUGGGCUUCCCUCGCGUGGCCGAAACCCGACUGCAGCGCGACGGCGCCCGUCCUGGCAUACAAGGUCGAGAGCUGGCUGGUGGGCAAGGAAGGAGGCGCACGCUGGACCGAACUGGGCAUCACGCCACUUAACUCGUUCGACGCAUUCAAUUUGAAACAAGGAGAACAGUACCACUUUAGAGUGACGCCCCGCAACAGAUACGGCUGGGGUGAAUCUGUGCAAACUAGUACACCUGUCGGGGUCGGCUCGGCCGGAGACAGGCCAGAGUUCGUCGAUAUUUUGCCCGGGCAGUUGAAGGUUUUGGUCGGACGAAUGGCGAGCUUGAGCUGUAGCGUUAAAGGGAAACCGACACCAGAAGUUGUUUGGAUGAAGAACGGGCACGAGAUCGAGGACGGCGAUAGGAGAGUGAAGAGUUCCUUCAACGGCUACGACUGCAAGCUGACCAUCGACGACAUAACAGCGGAAGAUGAGGCACGUUACAGCUGCGAGGCGACCAAUCCGCACGGUCGAGCGUCCACGUACGCCAGGCUCGCCGUUGUCACUGACCGGCUCGUUUGGGAAGCCGAUUCAAAGCUCAAAAGGGAACGAUCGUCGGACGGCGGUGGCGAGUACCCGCCGCAGUUCACGAUGCGCCUGCGCGACCGGCGCGUGCAGACCACCUAUCCGGUGCGGCUCACGUGCCAGGUGGUGGGGAGCCCUCCCCCCACCCUCACUUGGUACAAGGACGGCCAGGAAGUCACGUUGGACGGUCGUCACACCGCGUCGCAGGAUGAACACUUCCACACGCUCGAGAUAGCACCGACCACGCUGGAGGACGGCGGCGUGUACGAGGCCAUGGCGAGGAACAGCUGCGGCGCCAUCAGCUGCCGCUGCAGUCUGGUGGUGGACAAAGGGAUCAGGGCUUACGUCGCUCCAGAAUUCUGUUGCGGCUUGGAGCCAUUGUAUACACUUUAUGAAGGCGAGGAGCUCAGGAUAUCAGCGGUAGUAGAGGCGUACCCGUCGGUGGGUGUGACGUGGUACAGGGACGGUGUGCGGCUGCGGCCGAGUCGCCGGGCGGUCAUGACCUUGGACCGGGACGGCCAGAUAGAGCUCGCGCUGGCCUCCCUCACCGCGCGCGACGCGGGCGUCUACUCCUGCACCGCGUCCAACGAGGUCGGCAGAGCCACCACCUCGGGCAAAGUGGAGGUCGUAGCCAACGGAGCGACCUCCCGCUCCGACGUGAUCGUGAGCCCGCCCGUCCUGCUCAGCCCGGACGUGCCAUAUUCCAAAGAGCCGAUGUUCGUGAGGAAACCUCGGUCGAGUGAGGCCAGGGAGGGCGACACUGUGAUCAUACAGUGCGAGGUGGUGGGAGACCCCAAGCCCGACGUCUACUGGCUGAGAGAUUUCCUUAAGCCGGAUUACUAUAGGGACGCGACUCACUUCAGGCGCGUGGGCGAGGGGCCCGAGUACAGGUUCGAGAUCCCGCACGCCAAGCUCGACUACACCGGCGCCUACUCGGUGGUGGCCCAGAACGUGCACGGUCAGACGAAGGCGAUCAUAUCGCUGCAGGUAUUGGCCAAAGAUAUAAGCUGUACAGAAGAACAUAACAUAAGAUAUGGGCGUGUGGACGUGAUCCCUCGGUUCGAGAGGGAGUUAACGGACCUGCUGUGUCACGACGGUGAUGCGGUGGAAUUCCAGUGCAUGGUCUCCGGAGACCCAGAACCUGACAUCAGGUGGUUCCACUAUACCGAGUUGAUCCGCGAGUGUCCCGACUUCGAGUGCUCGUACGAGGGGGGCGCGGCCAGGUUCAGGAUAAGGCAGGUGACCGCCGACGACGAGGGCACGUACCGGUGCGAGGCGCACAACCGCCUCGGCAAGGCCGUCUCCACAGCCUGCCUCGUCGUAUACCCGCCCGGCGAGCCCAACACGCUGAGCCAGCGGCUGCGGCGGCCGCCGGCGCUGCGCUCCGCGGCGUCCACGCCCCGCUCCACGCCGCGGCACACGCCCGCGCGCUCCCUCUCCAGGACACCGGGACCAGAGGCGAUGGACCAGAGGCGGGCGUGCAGUCCGUCACGGCAAAUGGCGCCGAAGUUCUACACGUACCCGUUCAACAAGGUGGUGGAAGAGGGGGAGCACGUGGUGUUCCAGUGCGCAGUGAGGGGCCUGCCCGCCCCGUGGGCCACGUGGGACAAGGACGGCAUCAUCGUCACGCCCUCCUCGCGAAUCACGAUCAGGGAGAAGGACGAGAUACUGAGGAUCUUGGAAAUAGAACAAGUCACCGUAGAGGACGUCGGCCUGUACAGGAUCACUCUGGAGAACGACUACGGCAGAGUGGAGGCGUCCGCGCGGCUGGAGGUCAUCACGCAGCAGGGCAAGUUCUAUGCGGGCGUCAGGUCUUACAGCGCCUCCCCCAGGAGAGCCCACUCCUCCAGGAGGAUGCCCUCUCUGACCAGACAAGACUGAUUCCAAUUAACAAUUCGAAAACUGAUAUAAUUACAAACCCGAGGAAACGGCGCCAAGAUCUUAUUAGAAAGUCAUUUUUUCUCUAAUUUAUUGUUAUUAUUUGUUCGUGCAUUUUAUCAUUACCUAUUUAUUGUCUUCGUGUUACUAUUAUUUAGAUAUGUUUUUUAUCACGUUAACCGACAAAAGUUGUUUCACGUCGAAAGUUUUUUGAAAUUUAGCUAAGUAACUAAUUAUUUAUUUAAAUGUUAUAUUUACCGUUACUUAUUGUAUGAUAUAGUCGUUUUUUAUCUCAAUAAACUUACUCAUAGGAUGCGUUGUCUUGGUAGGUUAUUUUUUAAUGUUGUGUUUAUAUUUGUUUUUAAGCGGGACAUGUUUUUAUACACAUACUACUACUACGAGUGAAACAACUUAAAUUUUAUAUUUUUAGGUUGUAAAUUAGUAUUAUUAUAAAAGGUACCUUAUAAUUGUUUUUGGUGGACAAAAGAAACGACGUUUUAGCGCUCUUCAAAGAGGGACAUUGUGGAAAUAUAUACCGAAUAU